CGGUAGAUUUGUGUUUACGUUUACUGUUCCCUUUUUUUGAUAAAAGUUCUAAUAAAAUUAACUCAAUUUUACCGUUUAAAAUGCUUUAAAUAAUGUCUUACAAAGUUUUCAGUGCAACUGAAUUAUGGCAACGAGAAACCAGUUUUCCGUCUAUUCCUACUUUUAGCCAAAGUCUAGACAGUUGCUUAGGCAGCAAUGGAAUCCAGUUAGGUUGCCUGACUGAAUUACUUGGCCUUCCAGGCACUGGAAAAACACAGCUAUGUUUACAGCUUUGUGCCUCUGUCCAAAUACCAAGUGUCUUAGGGGGACUGAAUGCUGAAGCACUUUAUGUUGAUACCAAUACAAAUUUUACACCGCAAAGAUUUAAAGAAAUAGUUUCUGCAAGCCAGACAAAAUGCCAGCAACUUUUGGAGACUCCGAUAGUAUCAAACAAGGACCCACUGCACAGGUUGCACUACAUAAAUGCAUUUGGACUCGAAAAGUUUUGUGCUACUAUGUACAGAAUGCCUUCAGUCAUUGAGGACCAUCCACAAAUAAAGCUAAUCGUAAUAGACUCAAUAACAUUUCCAUUCAAAGAGGGCAUAACACCGAGUCAGAGAACUGGCUUGCUGUUCAGGCAGAUGGCUGAGCUUCAGCGACUGGCAGUAGAAAAACAAAUUGCAGUAGUGGUUACAAAUGAGAUGAGCACCCGCGUAGGGCUGUCCACCGGGUCGAUAGUCGGCGCCCUGGGCGACGCGUGGGCGCACCGCUGCAUCACUCGAGUGCUGCUCUCAAGGGAAGGCUGUGAGAGGCGCGCGCUUUGUUUGAAGAGCAACUGUGGGGCUAACGCUGUGGGGAGGUUCAAGAUAACAGAAGAAGGAAUUCGGGAUGUAGACUAAGUAAAAUCAAUAAAACAACCAUUGAACAUACAUACUUCAAGUAAUGUUUAUUGUAAAUAUGUAUUGUAUAUCGUAAACAAAACUAGAGCACCAAUAAAUAUCUCAUUUCAUAAAAAUAUCAAGCUUUUAUUUCAAUAACAAUUAAUACAGUGUAAAGGCAGUUUCAAUAU
Messenger RNA from Ostrinia furnacalis (Asian corn borer), 1048 nucleotides. RefSeq names its product DNA repair protein RAD51 homolog 3. The record is from RefSeq and is a predicted model, not a curated record. Gene Ontology annotation, cellular component: replication fork; Rad51B-Rad51C-Rad51D-XRCC2 complex; Rad51C-XRCC3 complex. Gene Ontology annotation, biological process: DNA repair; reciprocal meiotic recombination; meiotic DNA recombinase assembly. The transcript is spliced from 7 exons. Lineage: Eukaryota; Metazoa; Arthropoda; Insecta; Lepidoptera; Crambidae. The coding region runs from base 93 to 878 and encodes 261 amino acids. Gene Ontology annotation, molecular function: crossover junction DNA endonuclease activity; ATP-dependent DNA damage sensor activity; ATP binding.